UACAAAACUGCUCAACGUAAAAUGUCCCCACGUAAACUAGCAUUACUAUCUCGUCAAGUCGCAGGAUUACCUAUUGAUGAAGCUAUUUUACAAAUGGAUUUCAGUGAGAAAAGAGCUAGUAAAUGGAUUCGAAGUAUGUUAGCUUGGUCGAGGGAUAGUGCUAUAGAAAAAGGGAUAAGGAGAAGUAGGAUGGUUGUUGCCCAAUCAUGGGUCAGCAAAGGACCUAAAAUCAGACGAAUCGAUAUAAAAGGUCGAGCACGUAUGGGUGUCAAACAUCAUCCCACCGCACGUCUUCAUAUCCUAUUGAACGAAGGUCAGACGUAUGAUCAAGUCAUGGCUCGGAAAUGGGACAAGGAGUUGAAUAAAGUACGUAGUGCUGGGAUAGUUAGAGAAGAUGGGAAAUUGAGAAGGAAAGUUAUCAGUGGUUGGACUUGGUGA
This is a messenger RNA of Tremella mesenterica DSM 1558, 438 nucleotides long. RefSeq lists its product as uncharacterized. The record is from RefSeq and is a predicted model, not a curated record. The annotation marks the transcript as partial. NCBI's taxonomy places the organism in Eukaryota, Fungi, Basidiomycota, Tremellomycetes, Tremellales, Tremellaceae. Gene Ontology annotation, molecular function: structural constituent of ribosome. Gene Ontology annotation, cellular component: mitochondrial large ribosomal subunit; ribosome. The transcript is spliced from 2 exons. Gene Ontology annotation, biological process: translation; ribosome assembly.